AUGGGACACCUUAUGGCUCUGAAAGAACGACAGAGCAGCACCGAUGAGAUGUUUGAGCCCUUAAAGCAGACAAUUGAAUUGCUGAAGACCUAUGAACAGGAAUUGCCCGAAAUGGUGUUUAAGCAGCUGGAGGAGCUGCCUGAGAAGUGGAACAACGUGAAAAAGAUGGCUGUCACCAUGAGGCAGCAGGUAGCGCCCCUGCAGGUGAAUGAAGUGGCCGUCCUCCGCCAGAGGUGCUCAGCCUUUGACCUUGAGCAACAGCAGUUCUGGGAGCAGUUCCGCAGGGAAGCCCCCUUCAGGUUUGAUAGCAUUGACCCUCACCGAGUUCUGGAUGCCAGGCACACGGAGAUACAGCAGAUGGAAUCUACCAUGGCCUCCAUUUCUGAGGCUGCUGGCUUGUUUGAAGUCAGUGUUCCUGAUUACAAGCAGCUGAAGCAAAGCAGAAAGGAGGUGUGCCAGCUGAAGGAGCUCUGGGACACCAUUGGGGUGGUGACCUCCAGCAUCCAUGCCUGGGAGACCACCCGGUGGAAGGAGGUCAACGUGGAGGCUCUGGACUGGGAGUGUAAACGGUUUGCCAGGCACAUCCGGAACCUCGACAAGGAGGUCAGGGCCUGGGAUGCAUUCACAGGCCUGGAGAACAUGGUGUUGAACACCCUGACUUCCCUGAGGGCGGUGGCCGAGCUGCAGAACCCAGCUAUCCGGGAGCGGCACUGGAGACAGCUGAUGCAGGCCACGGGUGCGAGCUUCACCAUGGACGAGGAUGCCACCCUGGCCCAUCUCCUGCAGCUCCAGCUGCACCAUUUUGAGGAUGAGGUCCGGGGCAUUGUGGACAAAGCCGUGAAAGAGAUGGCCAUGGAGAAGACCUUGAAGGAGCUGCAGACCACCUGGGCCAGCAGGGAAUUCCAGUACGAGCCCCACCCGCGGACCAACGUCCCCCAGCUGCAGUCAGACGAGGACCUCAUCGAGGUUCUGGAGGACAACCAAGUCCAACUGCAGAACCUGAUGAUGUCCAAGUACAUUGCCUUCUUCCUGGAGGACGUGUCUGGCUGGCAGAAGAAGCUGUCCAUGGCUGAUGCUGUCAUCUCUGCCUGGUUCCAUGUGCAGCGCACGUGGUCUCACCUGGAAAGUAUAUUCAUUGGCUCCGAGGAUAUCCGGGCUCAGCUGCCCCAGGAUUCUAAAAGAUUCGAAGGCAUUGACAUUGACUUUAAAGAGCUAGCUUAUGCCGCCCAGAAGACUCCCAAUGUAGUGGAAGCCACCAACAAACCAGGUCUUUACGAAAAACUGGAAGAUCUUCAGAGCAGGUUAUACCUGUGUGAGAAGGCCCUGGCCGAGUACCUGGAUACCAAAAGGCUUGCCUUCCCUCGGUUUUACUUUCUGUCCUCUUCUGACCUGUUAGACGCCCUUUCCAAUGGCACAGCACCGCAACAGGUCCAACGCCAUCUUUCCAAACUCUUUGACAAUAUGGCGAAGAUGCAGUUCCAACCGGAUGCUGGUGAGCCACCAACCAAGAUAAGUCUCGGCAUGUACAGCAAGGAAGGAGAGUAUGUGGCCUUCAGUGAGCCCUGUGACUGCAGCGGUCGGGUGGAAAUAUGGUUGAACCGUGUGCUUGCUCAUAUGAGGGCCACAGUGAGGCACGGGAUGACAGAAGGUGUAGUUGCCUAUGAAGAAAAGCCGAGGGAACAGUGGCUCUUUGACUAUCCAGCUCAGGUGGCCCUGACCUGCACUCAGAUCUGGUGGACCACAGAGGUGGGCAUUGCAUUUGCCAGGCUGGAGGAAGGCUACGAGAAUGCCAUGAAGGACUAUUACAAGAAGCAAGUGGCCCAGCUCAAAACCCUCAUCACCAUGCUAAUCGGCCAUCUCUCCAAAGGGGACCGGCAGAAGAUCAUGACCAUAUGCACCAUUGAUGUGCAUGCCCGGGAUGUGGUGGCCAAGAUGAUUGCUCAGAAGGUGGACAGUGCUCAGGCCUUCCUCUGGCUGUCCCAGCUGCGGCAUCGUUGGGAUGAUGAGGCCAAACACUGCUUCGCCAACAUCUGUGAUGCCCAGUUUCUCUAUUCCUACGAGUACCUGGGAAACACGCCUCGCCUGGUGAUCACGCCUCUGACGGACAGAUGCUACAUCACCCUCACCCAGUCUCUGCACCUGACCAUGAGUGGAGCCCCAGCAGGACCUGCAGGCACAGGCAAGACAGAGACCACCAAGGACCUGGGCCGAGCACUGGGCAUCAUGGUGUAUGUGUUCAACUGCUCAGAGCAGAUGGACUACAAGUCUUGCGGCAACAUCUACAAAGGCCUCGCUCAGACCGGUGCCUGGGGCUGUUUUGAUGAGUUUAACCGAAUCUCGGUAGAGGUCUUGUCGGUGGUGGCCGUGCAGGUCAAAAGCAUUCAAGAUGCAAUCCGAGACAGGAAGCAGCGGUUCAACUUCCUUGGGGAGGAGAUUAGCCUGGAUCCUUCUGUGGGAAUCUUCAUCACCAUGAACCCGGGCUACGCUGGCCGCACAGAACUUCCGGAGAACCUCAAGGCUCUCUUCAGGCCUUGUGCAAUGGUGGUUCCAGACUUUGAGCUGAUUUGCGAGAUCAUGCUGGUGGCAGAAGGAUUCAUUGAAGCGCGGUCAUUAGCCCGAAAGUUCAUCACCCUUUACCAGUUGUGCAAAGAGCUGCUGUCUAAACAGGAUCACUAUGACUGGGGCCUGCGGGCCAUCAAGUCUGUGCUGGUGGUGGCCGGAUCCCUGAAGCGAGGGGACCCUGACCGCCCCGAGGACCAAGUCCUGAUGCGCUCCUUGCGAGAUUUCAACAUCCCCAAGAUCGUGACUGACGACAUACCAGUGUUCCUGGGCCUGAUCGGGGACCUCUUUCCUGCCCUGGAUGUCCCCCGGAGGAGAGAUCUCAACUUCGAAGCGUUGGUUCGGAAGGCAGUAGUGGAUCUGAAGCUCCAGGCUGAGGACAACUUUGUGCUCAAGGUGGUCCAGCUGGAGGAGCUCCUGGCCGUGCGACACUCCGUGUUCGUGGUGGGCAGCGCGGGCACUGGCAAGUCUCAGGUGCUGAAAUCCUUGCACAAGACCUAUCAGAUCAUGAAACGCCGCCCUGUCUGGGCUGACCUCAACCCCAAAGCAGUCACAAACGAUGAACUCUUUGGCAUCAUCAAUCCGGCCACCAGAGAAUGGAAGGAUGGACUGUUCUCUUCCAUCAUGCGGGAGCUAGCCAACAUCACCCAUGAUGGACCCAAGUGGAUCUUACUGGAUGGCGACAUAGAUCCAAUGUGGAUUGAGUCUCUGAACACUGUCAUGGAUGAUAACAAGGUGCUGACCCUGGCGAGCAACGAGAGGAUCCCCCUGAAUCCCACGAUGAGGCUGCUCUUCGAGAUCAGCCACCUGCGGACGGCCACACCAGCAACUGUCUCCAGAGCAGGAAUCCUGUACAUCAAUCCGGCAGACCUGGGGUGGAACCCUCCAGUGAGCAGCUGGAUUGACAAGAGGGAAAUGCAGACAGAGAGAGCCAACCUCACCAUUCUGUUUGACAAGUACCUCCCAACCUGCUUGGACACACUCAGAACCAGAUUUAAGAAGAUAAUUCCGAUCCCAGAGCAGAGCAUGGUCCAGAUGCUGUGCCACCUUCUCGAAUGUCUCCUGGCCGAGGAGGACAUCCCUGCGGACUGCCCCAAGGAAACCUACGAGCUGUAUUUUGUGUUUGCUGCCAUCUGGGCUUUCGGCGGAGCAAUGGUCCAGGAUCAGCUCGUGGACUACCGGGCGGAGUUCAGCAAGUGGUGGCUGACGGAGUUCAAGACGAUCAAGUUCCCCUCCCAGGGAACUAUCUUUGACUACUACAUAGACCCAGCGACCAAGAAAUUUGAGCCUUGGUCCAAGCUCAUCCCCCAGUUUGAAUUUGACCCCGAGAUACCUCUGCAGGCUUGUUUGGUGCACACGAGCGAGACCAUCCGAGUGUGCUACUUCCUGGAGCGGCUCAUGGAGCGGCGGCGGCCGGUCAUGCUGGUGGGGACCGCGGGCACAGGCAAGUCGGUGCUGGUGGGGACCAAGCUGGCCAGCCUGGACGCUGAGGAGUACCUGGUGAGGAACGUGCCGUUCAACUACUACACCACGUCGGCGAUGCUGCAAGCACCUCUGUUCCACUCCUCCAGCACUGUACUUUUCCUCAUCCUGUCUCCUGCCUUCCUCCCUGGCCUCUCAAAUCCCUCCCAGGCCAGGAGUUCAACCCAGAACGGUGUUCAGUACCUUGAUGCCAAAGAGAGCUGA
Messenger RNA from Leptonychotes weddellii (Weddell seal), 4245 nucleotides. The record is from RefSeq and is a predicted model, not a curated record. Lineage: Eukaryota; Metazoa; Chordata; Mammalia; Carnivora; Phocidae.